CAUUUCUUAAAAAGUUUGGAUUAGGGCUCUUAAUGUGCCCCUUCCGCCUGUUGAAAGUUGAAACCGAUUAAACCGAAUUGUUCCGAACGGACCUCAAUAUGAACAACUCGACUCCCGUAAAUCUGGUUCCCCAUCUUCUUCCUCUCCAAGGCCUCUAGUAAUUCUACAGCGCCAAAACUUGAGAGCUAUAGCAAUGGCAACAGAGGGGGAUAGCAAAAAACGGAAGAGAAGAGGAGGAAAAGGAAGGACCCGCAAUAAAACCCAGAAUAUUAAUACAAUCAGCUCUGCUUCUUUUACAAAUGAAAUUAACCCAGCUACAACCUCUAAUUCUUCUCGCUCCAAUCCUAAUAAAUCCUCUAAUUUUCUGGACAAGAUGAAGGCCAGGUUAUCAGGUGGGCAUUUCAGGAUGCUCAACGAAAAGCUUUACACUUGCACUGGGAAUGAAGCACUGAAGUUUUUCAAAGAGGACCCUUCACUGUUCAAUGUGUAUCAUGUAGGAUAUCAAGAACAAAUGUCACAUUGGCCCGAACUGCCAGUUAACGUAAUCAUCAAGUGGCUGAAGGAUCGUGAACCAUCUUAUAUUGUGGCUGAUUUUGGUUGUGGGGAUGCACGCUUAUCAAAGAAUGUAAUGAACAAAGUCUAUUCUAUUGAUCUCGUUUCCAGUGAUCCUUCUGUUAUUGCUUGUGACAUGUCAAAAACACCCCUUGAAUCAUCAUCGGUAGAUGUAGCUGUAUUCUGCCUUUCACUGAUGGGAACUGAUUUCCCAAGUUAUCUUCAGGAAGCACACCGAGUUCUUAAACCAAGGGGCUGGCUCCUGAUAGCUGAAGUAAAAAGUAGGUUUGAUCCAAACACUGGAGGAGCAGAUCCCAUUAACUUUUCAAAAGCCAUAUGUGAGCUAGGAUUCACUACAGUAACUAAGGAUUUCUCAAACAAGAUGUUCAUCCUUUUUUUCUUCAAAAAAAAGGAGGAGCAACUGAGAGAUGUGAAUGAGAUUGAAUGGCCUGAGCUGAAGCCUUGUCUCUACAAGCGUCGAUAAGCAUUUGAGAAAAUAAUGGGUUUUACUUAUAUGGUGGGUUUUGGCCUCUUCUGUAAUUUUAAAGAAACAUGCAUCUAGCAUCUUUAUGAUACAAGGAGUGCUUAAUGUUGAGGGCACAGUUAUAUUAGCGACUAUGGUGAUGUUACUGAUAACUUGGGGAAACAAGUUUUUUGGAGUUUCAGAUGGGGAAUGGAACUAAUUCAUUUUUAACACAAGACCCUACAGCUCACCACUAUCAGUUUCUUUAGAAAUACUUCCUUAUGAUAUGAUCGGCUAGACCUACUUGUAUCCGGCAUUUGUUGGUUCAUUUUGCCGUUAGCUAGGAAGUCCUAACUGUCAUCAGCAGUCAUCUAUUCGCGCAAAACUAUUGCCAGUCAUUUUGCCAUUGUUCUUGCCUUCAGUCAUGGGCUGGGAAUUGUUGGCUGUGCACACCAGAUUGUACCAGAUCAUUAAACAAGGCCAGAAAAUUGUUACUAAAAUGUUAUGUUGUUGUAUUUUGGUUACUUCACUGCCAGGUUUUAUCUACUACUUUCGCUAGAGUGAUCGAUCCUCUAAAUUAUUUGAGGAAUUUAAUUUUGAUUUUAUUUUUGGGGUGUAGAGGGAGCCACAAAGGACAAGUGUACAAAUUGUGUGAACGAGAUUCAAUAUCAGGUCUUGGGUAUCACCCCCUAAACAAAUAAAUUAGUUCACAUCUACAAUUUUAAUUAAUUGUUCUUUAUCUA
Messenger RNA from Spinacia oleracea (spinach), 1758 nucleotides. Its product is annotated as ribosomal RNA-processing protein 8. Gene Ontology annotation, molecular function: methyltransferase activity. The transcript has 9 exons. Gene Ontology annotation, cellular component: nucleolus. The coding region runs from base 194 to 1036 and encodes 280 amino acids. The record is from RefSeq and is a predicted model, not a curated record. Lineage: Eukaryota; Viridiplantae; Streptophyta; Magnoliopsida; Caryophyllales; Amaranthaceae.